Molecule: messenger RNA, 912 nt
Organism: Purpureocillium takamizusanense
Lineage: Eukaryota; Fungi; Ascomycota; Sordariomycetes; Hypocreales; Ophiocordycipitaceae
Product: rRNA-processing protein cgr1
Exons: 2
Coding region: 1-912 (303 amino acids)
Biological process (GO): L-ascorbic acid biosynthetic process
Molecular function (GO): calcium ion binding; gluconolactonase activity
Source: RefSeq, a predicted model, not a curated record
AUGGGGGUGCUCGACCAAUGGAUUGUUGACGAGCCCUGGCUGGACUUGCACUGCGCCCUGGGUGAGGGGCCCUUUUUCGAGGCCGAGACGAAGACGGUUCGGUUCGUCGACAUCAAGAAGAAGCGGAUCCACACAGCAUGUCUCUCUGAGGGCAUGCCGUCGCUCAAGACGAUCCAGCUGGACAUUUGCCCAACCGUCACUGCGGACAUUAAGGGCGUAAAGGCAAGCGACAAGAUCCUCCUCGGGGUCAAGUACGGCGUCGCGGUGCUAGACCGCAAGACGGAGCGAUAUGAGCUGAUUGCGCGCUUCAAUAAUCCCAACAAUGAGCGCUUGAGGAGCAAUGACGGCGCGGCUGAUCCUCAAGGGCGGUUCUGGCUUGGAAGCAUGACGGACUUUGGCCUGGGGGAAUUUCAGUCUGAAGGCGCACUCCAUUGCUUCACAGGCCAUGGCGGGCACGACAAGCCGGUCACCGACCUCACGAUUCCCAAUUCUGUAGGCUGGGCUCCCGACACCCGGACAAUGUACUUCACACACUCCAAGUCACGCGAGAUAUUUGCCUGGGACUACGACGCGUCCGCGGGAGGCCUUUUGUCCCGGAAACGCUUGUUUUACCGACACCCCACGUCGGGCGAGCCUGAUGGCUUCCGAGUGGAUAGAGAUGGGAAUCUCUGGAGCGCCGUCUACGGCGAGGGUCGCGUCAUCAAGAUCAAUCCGCAGGGCGAGGUGGUGGGCGAGGUGAGGCUACCCACGAGGAACAUUACGUGCGUCCAGUUCGCGGGUACCGAGCUGAUCAUCACGUCGGCGGCGGACGACGCGCCGGACGCAACAUCCCGGAGCAAAAGUCUCGGCGGGGCCGUGUUCAGGGUCGAUGUCGGGACAACGGGCUUGGAUUUGUUCGAGUUUUCCAUGUGA